Molecule: messenger RNA, 1749 nt
Organism: Salvia hispanica
Lineage: Eukaryota; Viridiplantae; Streptophyta; Magnoliopsida; Lamiales; Lamiaceae
Product: pectinesterase-like
Biological process (GO): cell wall modification
Molecular function (GO): enzyme inhibitor activity; pectinesterase activity
Source: RefSeq, a predicted model, not a curated record
UCUCUUCACAAAUCCUACCACCAUCCAUGGAGAAAAUGAAACCAGAUACACACAACAAAAACAAUCUAAAAUUCCUGAUCAUCGUCGCAUUCCUAUCUUUACUAGUCGACGGCGCCGCCGCUGCCCACAGCCACAAACACCACAGCAGAGGCGAAUAUGCACCCGCCUCUGCUGCGGUGAGGUCUUCCUGCGCCGCCACACGGUCCCCUGACCUCUGCCUCUCCACUUCGGCUGCGGCGUUCCAGGCUAGCGCAUUCAAAAUAAAUGGGAUCUCUGAGCUGAAAAAGUCCUUAAAAACCUUCUCCUCCGAAACAAUAAAAGUGGCCAUCGAGAGAUUGGAAAUUGUGCAGAGGCAGCAGAAGUCGCUGACGCGCCGCGAUGAGAGCGCCUUUCACGACUGCAGGGUGAUGAUUUACAACACGGCCAAACAGAUCGGGGACAGCGAGGACAUUCUCAACAAGUACUCAGAGUCCCCGGACGCCGCCCACAAGAUGGAACUCUACAACCUCCUCAGCGCCGCCCAGACCAACGUGUUCACCUGCAUCGACGGCUUCUCCCACAGCGAAGCCGACAAGCUGAUCCAGGCGAAAAUCCUCAAAACCUUCCUGAGUAACCUGUACAGAAAAGCCAAAUACUUGAUGUCGAAGGCCGAUGAAACGUUUAAAGAGCUCAAGGAUCAGCCGGUGAAGAGUGGGAUGGGGGAGGAGUGGCCGGAGUGGCUGUCUAUCGAUGAUAGGAAGCUGCUGCAGGAUCCGGCGGGGAAGGUGGUGCCGGACUUGACGGUGGCGAAGAAAGGUGGGGAUUACCAGACAGUGUCGGAGGCGGUGGCGAAGGCGAAGGAGGACGCGCCGAAGAAGAGUGGUAAGAGGUAUGUGAUUUGGAUAAAGGAGGGAGAAUAUAUGGAGAACGUGGUGAUACCCAUGGAGCUGACGAACUUGACGUUCGUCGGAGAUGGCUACGACAAAACUUUUAUCAUCGCCAGCAAGAACGUCGUCGACGGCGACACCUCCUUCAGUUCUGCCACCGUAGGGGUUGCCGGAGACGGUUUUAUUGCCCUUGACAUCACAUUCAAAAACACGGCCGGGCCAUCGAAGCUACAAGCCGUCGCCCUCCGCGUGAACGCAGACCGUGCCGUCUUCUACAACUGCCACAUGAUCGGCUACCAGAACACCCUCUACGUCCACUCCCUCCGCCAGUUCUACAAAAAGUGCACCAUCAGCGGCACCGUCUACUUCAUCUUUGGGAACGCGGCCGCCUUCUUCCUCGACUGCGACAUCCAGGCCCGGCCCCCCAAUUCCGGCCUGAAAAACAAGAUCACCGCCCAGGGCCGCGAGCUCCUCAACCAGAACACCGGCAUCGUCAUCCAGAAAUGCCGCAUCACCGCCGAGCUAGACGCCGAGGGAAAAUUUACGACUUACCUCGGCUGGGCGUGGGGGGAGUACUCGAGGACCGUCGUGAUGCAGACUGAAAUCAGUGGUGUGAUACAUCCUCCUGGUUGGUCUAAGUGGAAGGGGAAAUUUGCUCUUAACUGGAAUGGGUUUCAGGUACUGAAGGAUGUGGAACCGUUUACGAUCGGGAAUUUUCUCGGCAGUUAGAGUUAUUAAGGGGAUGGGUUUCCCCUUCUCUCUUGGGCUCUGAUUCUCGUAUUUGUGUUGUUUUUCAUAUACAUUCCACUUGUACUACGUUGUUUCUUUGUUGUUUUGUUACCGUUGUUGUUGUGCUAAAAUAAUGAAUCAAUGUGUCCCGCUA